AUGCCCCGCGCGUCGUCCGCGCUCGUCCUCGCGCUCGUCCUCGCGCUCGCGCACGUCGCCGCCGCGCGCGCGGCGACGCUCGCGACGCGCCUCCCGCCCGCGCCGCCGCCGCCGUCACCGUCGCCCGCGUUUCCCCCGUUCCCGUCGUCGCUCCAGCCCGCGUGGCGCGCGUGCGGGUGCGCCGCCGUGGAGCUGGCGUGCAGGGACGUCCACCGCGCCGCCUCCGCGAUCGACGCGUGCGCGCGCGCGUUCGUCGGACCGCGCGGGAGCUCGUGCGCGCGCCUCGACGGCGACGACGACGACGACGACGCGCGCGCCGCGUGCGUCGCGAAGCUCGAGCGACAGCGCGCGUCCGUCGACGGCGACCACGUCCGAGCCAUGAGCGGCGACGUCCGCCGGGGCGUCCCCCGCGCGGGCAUCGCGUCGCGUCCGUUCGGCUGGCGCGUCUUCGCCGCGCCGUGGUGCUGCGGCGAGUGCUGCUACGUCGCCGCGUGCUUCCCGUGCUACCGGACGCUGUACGACUACGUAGACGAGCGCGUGCGGUAUCUCGCGGAGGUGGCGGGCGUCGCGCCGCCGGCGCCGCCGCCGAUAUUCGUGAUCCCGGGCGGGCUCGUCUCCGUCCCAGCGCCGCUCGUGGGCGGGUUCGGCGCCGCGGCGGCGGAGGAGGCGGAGGAAAACACAUCGCGGUCGGGCGCCUCCUCGAGUAACGCUCGAGUGUCUUCGGUCGCGUACGAGGACGACGCGCCGCUGAAAUGGAACGACGCGUGGAGCGACGCGCUUCUGUCCGCCGCGACCGCCGCGGCGUCGGAGCGAACGCGGAGGCGCUAA
Micromonas pusilla CCMP1545 is the source of this 828-nucleotide messenger RNA. RefSeq lists its product as uncharacterized. NCBI's taxonomy places the organism in Eukaryota, Viridiplantae, Chlorophyta, Mamiellophyceae, Mamiellales, Mamiellaceae. Bases 1 to 828 code for a protein of 275 amino acids. The record is from RefSeq and is a predicted model, not a curated record. The transcript has a single exon.